CAGUGCCCUUACUGGAUGUUAAAACCUGCUUAGGGCACAGACUAUUGAGAGUGGGCUUGGUUGCUGUUGUAACCACUUAGGUUCACAGUUACAGAAACCAUAAGAGAAUCUACCUAAUCAGUGACAACCAUGAGAAAAGCUGAGGUGCAGAUGACCCUGAAGAAAGGGGCAGAUGAAGGAUUAGCGACGCCGCCCAGCCCCAUCAUCCCCCCGAAACGCUCCAAAGCAAGCUCAGACCAGGUGGUCCCAGACAUUCGAGGGCCCAGUUAUCCCACCCCAACUCCACCUGUGUUUAUCCGAAAAAUGAGGAACGCCGCCGUAGGGACAGGCUGUGACAUCCGUCUGAAGGUGACAGUGGCUGGAGACCCCCAGCCCUCCCUGUACUGGUAUCACAACGAUGACCUCCUCAACAUGGACAACCAGGAAUACGGAGGGCUCUGGAUUAGGGAUUGUAAACCCAGUGAUGCCGGCCUCUACACCUGCAUCGCAAACAAUCACCUGGGGGAGGCACGGAGCAGCGCUGUGCUAGCUGUCUUGGAUCUGGGUGAAGACUCAGAAACUACAGAGGAUGAAGGUGGAGACCAGUUUGAGACCAAAGAAGAUAGUGGGGAUCUUGAGGACCAGACUGUGCAAACAGUAAUGGACAAAUGUGCUGAGGAUGAUAGUACAGCACAUGGACAUGAGGAUCACUCUAAGACAACCAGGAGCCAGUCAGAUGAUUUUUCAAGAGAAUCUCCCCCACAAGUCCUCCCACCCCCAUCCCCAAGACUCAUCAAACGACCCUCCACCUCUCCGAUGCCUAGUCGCUCUGGUUCAACUACACCACUCAGCUUGCGUAAGAAAAUUGUUGUGCCAACUGACUACCAAGAUACAGUUCCUGGGGAGUUUGAAGAAAAGGUUAAGCAGCCAAAAUCCAGUACCAUGUCCCAAAGUAGCGCACAAGACUCUCGACCACAGACUCCACUGAGUGAAUACUCUCGGAAAGAAUUUACACCCAGACCAUCCCCAAAGCUUACCAGGGCAAGCUCUAAGGUGUUUGAAAAGGUUCGUGGUUUAGAAGAGCGGAGACGAAGCCUUGAAAUGCCAGAAGGCUCCAUCUCAGGAAGAUCCUGGGCAGGGUUCAAUCGUGCUGGAUCUGUUGAUUCAGAUGAUGGAGGAAGCCGACUGGGUAUCUCUAGGGAAAGUUCAAGGGAAGAUCUAAGGGAGGCUCUGAAGGAAGACGCUGCUGAACGGAGAUCAAUGUUCAAACAGAGGGCUGCUUCACUAGAGGAGAAGCCACGGUACUCCCAGAAAGUUCAAGACAUUGAGAACAAGUUCACUGAGGAGCUCCAGCGCAUUAAGAAACUUGUUGGAAAACCUCAUCUGAAGAAAUCUUUCUCAACCGAACAGCUCACUCUGAGGGGCAGGCAGCGUCAGCCUUUCAGGAAAAUAGAGCCCAUUCCUCCACAGGUCCUUCAAAAGCUCCAAGAACGGGAACGUGCCCAGUGGGAAAGGGAGCAGAGAGAAAAAGAACAACCCAAAGAGAGCUCACCAAUAAAAACACUACAUAUUGUGAGUCAGCAGCCAAUGCAGCAACAACAGCAAACACGGCAGGAACAGCCUAAAUCCCAACCCCAACAGACUGCAUGCACCACUACAACAAAUAUAACUGUCAGUAGUUCAGGAGAGGUGGCAGGCACCCCAGAGUCAAUGCAACUGUCUGACUUGCCAGGUCAACGAUCACUGAGAGAAAUAAGCAGAUCCAGUCCAGUUACAGAAAUCAUUCAGAGGUCAUCAUCACCAGCAACAAUUCAUCAACAGAGGGCCGAGUCACCAAGCAGAAACAUAGUUGAGAUGACAUUACGCAAGGUUGAACGAAGGCCACCAAGUCCACUUGUGCAAAGGGUAUCUCGAAUGCAAGAUUCCACACAUAUUCAAGGACCUCUUCAAACAUCACAAAAAGAUGAGUCUUCAGGGAGAAAGACGCCAAUAGAAGUAGUGUUACGGAAAAUAGAAAACAGACCUCAAAGUCCAUUGGUACAACGAAAGCCUGCCAUUAUACAAGAGCUGCCUGCUCAACCUCCACCAAAACCUCUGAAGAUGAAACUAGACACUCCAGUGGAGGAGAAGAUGGAAGUGGAUCAACCCAAGCCAGCCCCUAAGCUAAGCAUCCCUGCAAUCGUUGUUGAAGAUGAACGGAUGGAAGAGGAUGUUCCUGUGCCGACAAGUGACCCUCAGCAGAGUGCUCGUGCCAAAGAGGCACAGCCACACAAGACAAAAGGGAAGAAUCGUCGCACACGGCCUAUGUCUCCAGAGUUAGAUUCUUCAGAUGAUUCCUAUGUGUCUGCUGGAGAAGACCCUCUGGAGGCUCCUGUAUUUGAGUUUCCCCUUCAGGACACUGUAGCAUCUUCUGGUACAGAUGUACUGCUUAAGUGCAUCAUUGCUGGCACUCCUUUUCCUGAAGUUACAUGGAAGAAAGACAAUACUGAAAUCACCGGUGGUGCAAACUAUGUGGUGAAAGUGGAAGGUGAGCGACAUAGUUUGCUCAUCAAAUCGGCCAGAUCGAGUGAUGGAGGAAAAUACUGUGUAACAGCUGUCAAUGAGGUGGGCAAGGUGUCUAGCAGUGCUACCCUCAUAAUUAAAACAGAGUCUAUUCAGGAGCCAAGGGGGAACCUGGGUGUACCUAUGGAUAUCAGCAGCCCCAUCACGUCUGAUGAAGAGUAUCUUAGUCCCAUGGAGGAAGGCAUGGAUUAUGGUGGGCCAGAUCUUAGGACGAUCACUGACGCACGAUUCAAGGAACCUCCCGCAUUCCUGGUAACUAUGAGUGAUCAAGCUGUCAUUGAAGGACAGGAAGUCACCAUGUCUGUCCGAAUAAGUGGCCAACCCAAACCCAUGCUCUAUUGGUUGAGGGACCGAGUGACAGUAAAAACUGGCCCACGCCAUACUGUGCGUGAGUUGGAGGGCGGCACUUUUGAAAUGACCAUCAAGUCGGCGGUGAGAUCAGACUCUGGGAUUUACACCUGUAAGAUCAUUAAUGAAUAUGGGACAAAGCAGUGUGAGGGGAAGCUGGAGGUAAAAGCACCACCAGUUGAGCCAGGCCUGGCUGUCAUUCGCCCAGUCAAGGACAUCACAGCCAAGGCUGGAGAGACGGUUUUGUUUGAGUGUCACGUUAUCGGACCAAAGGACACUGAUGUGGACUGGCUGGCAGACGGGAAACUCAUCCAACCGGCAUUGCUCAACUGUAAGAUGCAUUUUGAUGGAAGGAAGUGCCGGCUGCUGCUCAACUCUGUACAUGAGGACGACAGUGGGACAUACAUGUGCAAGCUAAGCACAGCUAAAGAGGAACUUACCUCAUGUGGCAAGCUCAAGGUCAUCCCCUCAGUUGAACCUCUCUUCACCCGCAAGCUGGACGUCCUGGAAGUGAUUGAGGGCCGCAAUGCUCGCUUUGACUGCAAAGUCAGUGGGACGCCACCUCCCCGAGUCAUCUGGAGCCACUUUGACCACCCGCUGGCAGAAAGUGAGGAUGUUCGUAUUCUACAGGAGGGAGGCCGCCACUCUCUGAUCAUCUCUCAUGUGACCAAUGAGGAUGAGGGCUUCUACACAGUCACGGCGAGCAACAGUCACGGGCACACCGAGAGCUCCGCUGAGCUCUAUGUGCAGGAACCACGACCAGCCAUCUCCUCACAAAUGGCCAAGUUGGAGAAGAUGCCAUCUAUCCCAGAGGAGCCAGAGGUCCCAGAGAACGAGGUGGAGCGUUUCACCAUGCCUGACUUCAUCAAACCCCUCUACGACCUGGAUGUGAUUGAGGGGAAGGAGGCUGUACUCAAAUGCAAGGUGGCCGGUUUACCGUACCCCACCAUCGUCUGGUUCCAUAACGGCAAGAGGAUUGACAGCACUGAAGACAGGAAGAUGACACAAUUUCGUGAUGUCCACAGCCUGGUCAUCCGCUCUGUGUGCCACGCUCACGGCGGUGUCUACAAGAGCGUCAUCUCUAACAAAGUAGGCAAGGCCACCUGCUAUGCCCAUCUCUACGUCACAGAUAUCCUGCCUGACCCACCAGAUGGGACUCCAGUCAUAGAAGCUAUCACUGGUAAAACCAUAACGUUAAGCUGGAAGAAACCAAGGAGGCUGGACCCUGCCAUUGAGCCGGGCUCCUUGAUGUACGCCAUCCAACAACAGGCCCUGGGCUCCAUCCAGUGGACCAUCAUAGCCUCCAGCCUGAGGGAGACCACCUACACCAUCUCCACACUCUCCAAAGGCAUCCGCUAUGCCUUCAGAGUCCUGACCAUCACCUCCAAGGCCUUCAGCAAGCCCUCAGCUGCCACCGACCCAGUGCAGCUCCUGGACAGAGGUCCCUAUCUUCAGGAGGCUCCCGUGAUUAUUGAUAAGCCAGAUGUUGUUUAUGUAAUGGAAAACCAGUCAGUCACCAUCACUGUCACCCUCAAUCAUGUCAACGCCACAGUCAUCUGGAAGAGGAAGGGCGUGGUCCUGUCCAGCAGGCCAGGCGUGUGUGAGAUGACAAUGCCGGAUGAUGACCAGCACACGCUGAAGCUGCUCAGGGUGAAGGCUGCUGACGCCGGUGAGAUGGUGUGCGUGGCCUCCAACAAGCAUGGCAGUGACACCUGUGCCUUCAACAUUGAGAUGGCAGCUCCACCAACAUUUGAAACCAUCAUGGAGGACCUGGACGUCUCUGUGGGGGAGACGCCUCGCUUUGCUGUGGUGGUUGAGGGCAAACCCAUUCCUGACAUCCUCUGGUUCAAGAAUGACAUCCUGCUGUCCGAGAGCAGUCAUUACACGUUUGUGUACGACGAUAACGAGUGCUCUCUGGUGGUUCUGAACACUCACCCAGAAGACUCGGGGGUGUACACGUGCACUGCCAGGAACUUGGCAGGAUCAGUGUCAUGUAAAGCUGAACUCACUGUUCAUGAGGCUAAGCGUAAAGAGGAUCCAAUGGAGGAUGAGGCAACUAUUCUGAGGAAGAUGCGCAGACUGACUGAUUACUAUGAUAUCCAUAAGGAAAUUGGAAGGGGUGCAUUUUCAUAUGUGAAACGUGUUACCCAGAAGGUGGGCAAAAUGGAGUAUGCUGCUAAGUUCAUCUCUGCACGGGCCAAGAAGAAGGCCUCAGCUCUGCGGGAGAUGAAUCUGCUUUCCAAGCUGGACCAUGAGCGAGUCCUUUAUUUCCACGAUGCCUUUGAGAAAAAGAAUGCAGUCAUCAUCAUCACAGAAAUAUGCCAUGAAGAGCUACUUGAGAGAUUUACCAAGAAAUCUACAGUGGCUGAGUCUGACGUACGUUCGUGUAUAAGACAGCUGCUUGAGGGAAUGGAUUACCUUCACCAUCUAAAUGUCUUACACCUGGAUAUCAAGCCUGAUAACAUCCUCAUGGCAGACUCACAUGGAGAUCAAAUCCGAAUCUGUGACUUCGGUAAUGCAGUGGAGAUCACACCUGAUGAGGCUCAGUACUGCAAAUAUGGCACACCAGAAUUUGUGGCACCAGAAAUUGUCAAUCAGACUCCUGUAUCAAAAGCAACAGACAUAUGGCCGAUUGGAGUCAUUACAUAUCUGUGUCUGACAGGAGUGUCUCCUUUUGCUGGGGAGAAUGACCGCAGUUCUGUGCUGAACAUCAGGAAUUAUAACGUGGCCUUUGAGGAGAGCAUGUUUGCUGACCUUUGCCGUGAGGCUAAGGGUUUCCUCAUAAAACUGCUGGUAGCAGACAGACUGAGACCUGAUACCCAGGAAUGUCUCCGACACCCCUGGUUCAAGACACUUAGCAAGGGGAAGGCGAUAAAUACAGAGGCUUUGAAGAAGUUUGUAUCUCGCAGAAAAUGGCAGCGGUCUCUAAUCAGCUACAAAUCAAAAAUGGUCAUGAGGUCCAUACCUGAGUUGCUGAACGAUUCUUCCAGCCAUAUCUCCAUCGCAGUUCCCAGGCAUCUUAAAGAGGGGUCUCCACUGGCAUCAUCAUCCUCCGACUCUGAUGAGGACAUUGAUGAACUUCCCUUCAUUCCGAUGCCACUUAACAUGGAAUUUUCUGGAUCUAGGAUGUCGCUGAAUGAUAUCCAGAGCAAUGAGCAGGAAACGGGGAAGCAGAAUGGAACCACUGACUGGUCUGGGUCUGCUGGGCAAACCCAGGAGGCAAUGGAGUGUGAACCUAAAGGUACAGAUAAAGAAGGGGUUGAAUUUGGAAGUAAGGGGCGCCCUAGGAAGAGACCAACACAAGAAAAUGAUAAGGGUUCUUCAGAUGAAGAGCCACCUGCUGAAUUACCACAAAAGUCAGAGCUGUCUAGAAAGCCUCUGCGGAGGGGUUCCAGCAUGGAGUCAGACAUGCCAGAGAGUGGAAGAAGAAGAGGAGAACUAAGACGCGGGGGCUCAGCCGACAGUGCAUUAUUGCUCCGCAUUACACCAGAGGAAGGUGCUGGAGAAGGAAACCCAGAGGAUGGUAGGAGGGUUCUCAAAAAAGCUGUUUCUAUGGAGCUGCCACGUAGGAGCACCAGCCCAGGAGCCGCCAAGAUGAGUCAGGAGGACUAUGCUCUGAAACUGGAGCUCAUGAGACAACGACUACUUCGUGGUUCUGUGGACAACAAGAUGAGUGGACUCCGAGGCCCUCUGUUGGAGACAUUAGGAAUGGGAGAUGAAAAACGUGCAACAUCCUCAGAGCGCUAUCCUCGUGCCGCUCGUCUAGGCCCUCCCACAUUAACCAGGGCUGCAUCCAGUGACUCCCCAAGGGACGAUGUUCCUAAACCUAAAGUUCUUCGCAAAAGUGCUUCUUUCAGUCAAGGUGAUUCGGAGCCUAUACCUUUACACCGACGCUCAGGAGCCCCCUUGGAGAUUCCCUUGGCACAAAUAGAGGAGCGGAGGCUUAAGGAAGCUAUUUCUAUGUCAGCUCUCACUGAACAAAUAAAGCUGGACUCCCGUCCUGUGACCCCGAGAGAGCCUUCACCAAAACCACCAACUCCAGAAUCUAUUGUGCAAGAGAGUCCAACCAAAAUGGAAAGUGAAGAGUCAUUAAUGGAGAGAGAAACUAAGCCUGAUGAUACUAUAAGUGAAAAAAUGGAUGGUGUGACCACAGACAGUAAUUUUGAUGAGAGAUCAAGCACAAGUGGUUUCUCAGAGAAAGACAUGAGCAUCUCAGAAGAACCAAUGAUUGAAUCAGAGUAUAUGGGACAGAGAGAGUCUACUCCUCCUCUUGUGGCCCAAAACUCUAAGUUAGAAGAGAAAAUAGAAGAAGAAAAAGAAGAGAUGAUGGAGGAAGUGGAGAAGAAGACAGUCACUGUUGAGACUAAAGCCAAAGAGAAUGAGGAAGUAAUGGAAAAGGUAGAAGAGGAAGUAAAUAUGUCUGUUAAAUCUUCUGAGGUAACGAUCACCACAAGCUCAGUGAUGGUGACACCUACACCAGAAUAUUCCCACCCUACAGCAAAUGUAUCAACUUAUGUAACACCCUCACUUCCUGCUCGUGUUGUUCUUCCAGAUGGUACAACUUCGGCAUAUGCUAGCAUUAUGCAAACCAUCAUGGUCCCCUCGCUUCAGCCACUGAAUGAACCACCAUUGGGUCCCUCUACGCCUAUAGUUGUUACAGCCCCUUCACCAACUUCAGUGGCAGCUGAAACAUUCAUACCCACAUCUGCACCUGCUCCUGUCAACAUGUCUCCUGCUUUCCCUGGUCCAUCAAAGCCAGUUAGCAUGUCAACCACCGAGCACCCUGCUGUCUACUCAAGGGUGGCAUCACCUGAAAUGAUAACAAAAGAGCCCAGUCCACCAAGAACCCUCACGCAAGCCCCUCCCCAACGAGACCACUCAGCAGGAGCUGACUUACAGGACAUUUCCUCUGAGGAGGUCUUUGAGGCUCGCUUCAAAAAGCGUGAGUCCUCCCUCACAAGAAGUCUCAAAUUUCUGCCCUGGUCAAAGAAUGAAGACAAACCAACUGUUUCAGACUCGACAGAGUCAGGUGAAGAGAUGUACCGCCCUCGGCCAACUGGUGCACCAUUGGAAUUUACUCCUCGGAGACUUGAGGAGAAAUCAAAGUCAGUCCAGGACCUUCGUGAAGCUCAAAAGGACCAAGGUUUUAUGAGGAGGCUUUCUAUGCGCUUGAAGAGAACACCUUCAGCUGAGCGCAAAGAGGAAAAGGCCAAAGAUGACGAUUCGGUUGCUUCAAGGCGCAGGCCUUCUUGGACUCUUGGCCGAAGAGGGUCACAGGACAAGAAGGAGGUGGAAAUGAUGCGAAUGGAUGGUGGCAACGAUAACAUGCCAGAACAAGAUGAUAAGGAGCUUAAGAAACCCACAGAAUCACCUGUCUUGGCAAUGCGUAGGAAGAUUGAAUCGACUGUGGCUGGAAUUUCCACCAGGAUUCGCAGCUACUCAGAGGAAAGGAAAGCAUCAGAAGAGAAGGAACCCAAGAGGACUCCCAUUCUUUCCAUGCUUCGUCGUUCAACAUCAGAGAGUCGUGCUAUGAAGAGCACUAUUCCUCAGAACCAGCUGGGGUCUCAGGCUGGUAAUGGUGCCUCAUCAGAGUCACUGGACUCCAUGUCCAGCCUCAAAUCAGAAACAUCAAAGGGUGUGGAGGUUGAGCGUAGGUCUCGCUGGGAUCGAUGGGGUCUGACUAGAGGGAAGCGGGACAAAACUGUGUCACAGCCUGACAUCCCUACAGCCAUCUCGAGAGAAAAUAGCUCCCUACGUUCACGCCAGUACUCCAGACUUGCUUCUGACUUCCCUCCUGUGUUCCACAUCAAACUGAGGGACCAUGUCCUGCUGGAAGGGGAUCCAGUCACUCUCAGCUGUUUGCCAGCAGGCAGCCCCCAUCCACACAUCACCUGGAUGAAAGAUAAGAAGCCCCUGGAGAUUGAUGCCAGGAUGAACAUGAUCUCGUGCCCUGAUGGCCGGCAGCUACUGAUGAUCAUGCAAACCACCAAGAAGGAUGCAGGGCUCUAUGAAUGCGUGGCUAAAAAUCCCUUGGCUACAGUCUCCAGCUCCUGCACAAUCUCCCUUGCUCGUCUUCCCAAUAGCCCUGGGACCCCUGAGGUUCCUCAGAAAUACAAGAAUACAGCUCUGGUACUAUGGAGGCCCUCCGACACCAUGGCCCCCUGCACAUAUUCUCUGGAGAGGAGAGCAGAGGGUGAGAGUAACUGGCUAAUAGUGGCAACAGGGGUGGCCGACUGUUAUUACAAUGUGGUCGACCUGCCAGCAGGGGGCUCCUUUAGGUUCAGGGUGGCUUGUGUCAACAAAGCAGGCCAAGGACCUUACAGUAAUCUCUCAGAAGUGGUAUGCCUGGAUUCUUCAGAACCAGUGAAAUCCAGUGCUACUGUGGUGGUCAAGACUGUCCCUGCUGCCUCUCCUGCUCCCCCUGUGGUUAUGAUGUCAUCCAUGACUGUGCCCCCCAUUAAGCCCGCUCCUAGUAAACCACCUACAUCAUCAUCAACCCAACCUGCUCCUCCCACCACCUCAGUUUCUCCUCCACCUAUAUCUGUGGCUAAAUCUGUUUCUCCAACACGCACUAUUCAAACAGCUGCUAGCCCUACUGCCGCCCCUCUGCCUGUUAGCACAGCCCCCUCCCACCAAGCUCCCAUCCAGACCACUGCAACAGUCCAAUCCACUCCAGCCAAAGCCAAAACCACCCUUAACAUUAAUGUUGGUAAACCGCAAACUAAGCUCGCACCUCCCCCUGCUGUCCCUCCUAAACCUCAGAGUCCUGUCAGUGUAGUCCCUCCCAUUACCAAAACCCCCCCUUCACCUGUACCACCACCUGCCCCUGUCAUCGGGAAACCUAUUUCAUCUGUGCCGAUGUACAUACCAGCUGCAACAACUCGUGUUACACCUCCUUCCCCAUCCGCCUCCACCCCAGCAACCAGCAUCCCCGCUGCCACUCCUGUUGUCUCCCCACCUGUGGUGCUCGUGUCUAGUCUGACACCAGUGGGGCAAGGAGGUGACAGCCACAGUACCCCAUCUGGACGAAUCACCCCAUCGGGGCGGAUAACCCCUUCUGGACGCAGGACACCCUUGGGGAGACCUGGAGAGGGAUCUCUGCGGCAGGGAGUUCCUCAAAAACCUUACACCUUCAUGGAUGAGAAAGCCAGGGGUCGGUUUGGUGUUAUCCGUGAGUGUCGGGAGAACGCCACGGGCAAUCUGUUCAUGGCUAAGAUUGUACCAUACGAGGCAGACAACAAGCAGGCGGUGCUGCAGGAGUACGACAUCCUCAAGUCACUUCACCAUGAGAAGAUCAUGUCUCUGCACGAAGCCUACGUCACACCACGUUACCUGGUCCUCAUCUCUGAGUGCUGCAGUGGGAAGGAGCUGCUGUACAGCCUCAUAGACAGAUUCCGCUACUCGGAGGAUGACGUGGUGGCCUAUAUUGUUCAGAUUCUCCAGGGCCUGGACUACCUGCACACCCGACGCAUCCUCCACCUGGACAUCAAGCCAGAGAACGUCAUUGUCACCUACAUGAAUGUCAUCAAAAUCAUUGACUUUGGCAGCGCCCAGAGCUUCAACCCUCUCUUCCUCAAGCAGUUCAGCCCUCCUGUUGGUACACUAGAAUACAUGUCUCCAGAAAUGUUGAAAGGAGAUGUGGUGGGCCCUCCAGCUGACAUCUGGAGCAUAGGCGUUUUGGCUUUCAUCAUGUUGAGUGGGAGGUCACCUUUCUUGGAGAAUGAUCCACAGGAGACUGAAGCCAGGAUCCAGGCAGCAAAGUUUGACCUCUCUAAACUCUACCAGAAUGUGUCCCAAAGUGCCUCUCUGUUCCUUAAAAAGAUCCUCUGUAGCUACCCUUGGGCUCGUCCAUCUAUCAAGGACUGCUUCAAUAACUCUUGGCUCCAAGAUGCCUACCUGAUGCGCCUUCGUAGGCAGACUCUCACCUUUACAACAACCCGUCUCAAGGAAUUCCUGGCUGACCAGCAGCACAAGCGAGAGGAGGUGGCCACCAAGCACAAAGUUCUCUUACGGUCCUACCAGAGCUCGCCACAAACCCCCACGAGCCCCACCAUCCCAAAUAUGCCAGUCUCACCCACCACUGUCACCCAGUGAAAACAGGCUCCUAAACACAAGCUGGCAGAAUCGUAAGAGGGGCACAUGCUCACAGCGAGUCAAGACUUUGGGCCAAGAGAUAGGGGUGGUCACUCCUGGUGUGAGUUGUUGGACUUGGUCGGGAGAGGAUACAAACACAAGAAACCAGCAUCGGCCCUGAUCUACAAAGACAUCACCUCUUUGUGUUUUUAGAGAGGCCAUACUGGUUCUCAAAGAAAACCUGAAAGAAUGCCUUCCUUCAAGCCUGAGGGAAAUGUUAGUACCAGAGCGUGGUUGCAUUUCUUUAUAUGGUGGACCUUGUUCAUAUAAGGCAGAAUGUCAUCAAGUUAGUACCUCAAGGUUUGUACCUUUGCAAAAAUUUUGGAUAAAAUAAUUACUUUCUUUCUUACCGUCAUCUCUAAACUGAGAGGACACAUCCUGGCUUAUUGUGGUAACUCACCAUCAAUAGGCCCAACAUGACUGUCAUACAAUUUUAAUGCGUCAUGUGAGAAAAGUGCAUAAGCCAUGCAUGAGACCCCAAAAACAAGAACUGCUGAAGACAACUCUCGGUAAAUUAUAAGACAAAUGAUGCCUUUCCCACAGUGACCCAUCUACAAUCUGGGUCUCAUUAUCAUAUGGCCCCCAUUUUAAGAGUAGCAGCCAAAUGACUAUGAGUAAUGCUAUUGGAAUAUGGAAGUCAAUUGUAUGAUGUCUAAUUCUGUCUUUGAUCAAUGAUU
Myripristis murdjan (pinecone soldierfish) is the source of this 11699-nucleotide messenger RNA. RefSeq names its product striated muscle enriched protein kinase b (gene spegb). The record is from RefSeq and is a predicted model, not a curated record. Lineage: Eukaryota; Metazoa; Chordata; Actinopteri; Holocentriformes; Holocentridae. The transcript has 41 exons. Gene Ontology annotation, molecular function: protein binding; ATP binding; protein kinase activity. Bases 130 to 10983 code for a protein of 3617 amino acids. Gene Ontology annotation, biological process: protein phosphorylation.